AUGACAUUGGGUUUGGAAAUAAUGGAGGAUAUUGUUAUCGACGUAGUAGGAGAAGGGCUCAUAGGCAGCGGAGAGGAGCAACUCUUACCUUUGGAUGAGUCGCGGAGCGAGCAGGACCGCAGCACGGAGACUCCCAGCAGCCAGAGUAAAGAGCAGGACUCCGACAGCCCUGCACCGGCGUGCCCUUCUCCUGGUAAACCCAAAGGUCCCGCGUCGGUGAAGCCUCCAUACUCUUACAUUGCUCUGAUAACGAUGGCCAUACUGCAGAGUCCAAAAAAGCGGCUCACCCUCAGCGAGAUCUGUGACUUCAUCAGCCACCGAUUCCCUUAUUACCGGGAGAAAUUCCCCGCCUGGCAGAACUCGAUCAGACACAAUCUGUCGCUUAAUGACUGCUUUGUAAAGAUGCCCAGAGAACCCGGGAACCCCGGGAAGGGCAACUACUGGACGCUGGAUCCCAACUCCUCGGACAUGUUUGAGAACGGGAGUUUUCUGCGGAGGAGGAAACGCUUCAAGCGGCAGCAUUUUCGCUUCGACCCACUCAAGGAGCAGCACCUGGAGCCCAGCGGACUGCACGGCUUCCCGCACGGCGCCUACGGAUUCGGCACGGCGGCUCUGCAGCUGCCCGGUCUGGAGAUUUACCCCUACCUCCAUCACCAUGCGCCAUCUCCGUGCGGGCCCGCCACCAUCCCACCUGUCAGCAGCAUCCUGCCGGCUCUCUCCAGCUUCUUCUCCCGCAGCGCCCUCACAGCCAAGGCUUUCCUCCAGUCACAGCCCGGCAUCGACGCCUUCUCCCCGGCCCAACGCACCGCUGCUUACUCAUCUCCUCUGACCUCCAGCGUUGCCUACGCGUCCCCUGCUCUCUUCCACCCCGCGGCGUCUCCGCACUUCCUCAGUUUACACCAGGAGUAUCAGAAAUUACAGACUCAGCGUGGCGCCGUGGACCUGGCCAAACACAUCCACGCUGCUAACAAUGAAUAACCAGUCAACCGGACUCUGAACUCGUGUUUUCUCAGGUAACAGAGACGUUUUAAGCAGAAGCUCACAAAUUCUCCAGCGUUGAAAAUGUGCUGAAUCUGCUUUCAAAGAAUGUUGUAGAUAUGUUUAAAAACUUUCCCUCCUUCUCACGUUUAUGGCAAAA
This is a messenger RNA of Micropterus dolomieu (smallmouth bass), 1138 nucleotides long. It is a transcript of the gene foxd7, whose product is annotated as forkhead box D7. Gene Ontology annotation, molecular function: DNA-binding transcription factor activity, RNA polymerase II-specific; RNA polymerase II cis-regulatory region sequence-specific DNA binding. The coding region runs from base 1 to 978 and encodes 325 amino acids. Lineage: Eukaryota; Metazoa; Chordata; Actinopteri; Centrarchiformes; Centrarchidae. Gene Ontology annotation, biological process: anatomical structure morphogenesis; cell differentiation; regulation of transcription by RNA polymerase II. The record is from RefSeq and is a predicted model, not a curated record. The transcript has a single exon.